Molecule: messenger RNA, 746 nt
Organism: Rhizophagus irregularis DAOM 181602=DAOM 197198
Lineage: Eukaryota; Fungi; Glomeromycota; Glomeromycetes; Glomerales; Glomeraceae
Source: RefSeq, a predicted model, not a curated record
ACUAAUUUACGGUAUUGUAUAUUCAAUAAAUUUUAUAGAAGAAAAUGUUUUUAAAUCAUAUGGUUGAAUUGAAACGUGUUGGAACACGCGAUCCAUUCGCAAAAUUAACCAAAAUAUUUACAUAUAAUGCUCGUCAACUUUGUCAUUAUUGGCGCAAUUACCUCGAUCCUGAAGAAGAUGGUACAAUUUGUUGGAAAAACCUGCGUCAAGAUUUAAAAAAUCAAUUUGGUCUUUACCGAUCUGAGAAUAUGUUAAAAAAUCAUUGGUAUUCAAAACAAAGAUGUAAAAAGGGAACAGAUAAUGACGUGAUUUUGUCAUCUCCUUCUAAUAUUACAAACAUUCCUACCUCUACAAGAACUUUUACCACUUAUAAUUAUCCUUUUACUUUUAGCCCACAAAAUCGUCCAUCAUUGCCUACCAUCUCUUAUAUCUUUAAUAAUCCUUCUGAUUCUACCGUGGAUCUUCCCCGACCUCUUUUUUAUCAACAAAAUCUUUACGUAUUACCCACUUUGCAGCCGCCUUUAACACAAGAAAAGCUCAAAUUGCCUAAACUUCCAUCCAAUGUAUAAUCUUCAAAAUUUAUUCAGUAACCGGAAUAGUAAAGCCAUCAUUUCAUCAAGAAUAUUGCGUUUAUUUAUUCGUUCCUAGUUGCCAAAUCCUUUUUCAUUCUCAUCCAUUUAAAAAAAAAAAUAUGCAUCCAAAUUUAGCUAAUAUCCUAAGUCUGUGAGCAAGUCGGUUGAUUUUAU